Prosopis cineraria is the source of this 661-nucleotide messenger RNA. RefSeq names its product MICOS complex subunit MIC10. Gene Ontology annotation, cellular component: mitochondrion; MICOS complex; mitochondrial inner membrane. The coding region runs from base 167 to 457 and encodes 96 amino acids. Lineage: Eukaryota; Viridiplantae; Streptophyta; Magnoliopsida; Fabales; Fabaceae. The record is from RefSeq and is a predicted model, not a curated record. The transcript has 3 exons.
UUGUGAGUCUGUUCCAGGAAAAAGAAACAAGAGCGGCCAAGCGUGUCUGAGGCGAUAGUCAAGAGAGAUUCGUUUCUCAGCAUCGCGACUCGCGGAGAACGAAGGAAGCGAAGAAAGCUGAACAAGUUGCGAGAGAAGAAGGAAAGCUAACGCUGCUUCUCCUCCAAUGGCAGAUAACAGUGGAACCAUUCCUCCGCCAUACGACCUCAAUGCCAAAUGGGAUGCUUGCCUUGAUCUCACCAUUCGCCGUUUUGUCUAUUCUUCAUUAAGCGGUGCAUUUGGUGGUCUCCUUUUUUUCAGGAGUCCAGUGACACGUUGGGCUUCAGUAGCUUUUGGUGCUGGAGUGGGAAUUGGAUCUGCAUACACAGAGUGUUCUCGUCUAUUUGAUGGAUCAUCAACAACAUCAGCAUCACCUAAGAUAUCAGCGACUCCUACACAGGAUGUGCAGGACUCUUGAAUAAUUGCUUUGAUGUUGGAUCCUCGUUUCCUAGCUGUUGAAACAGAAUUUUCUGGAGAUUGAUGGUGGUGGGUUUACCCCAAUUUGUAAUAUGUAGUUCUUUCAUGAUUUCAUAAAUGAAAACCUGACGUCAUACUCACAAGCAUACGUGAAAGGGGAUGUAAACAUUGUCAUUCACAAACCUUGAUUUUUUUUUUUCCCAAA